Coccomyxa subellipsoidea C-169 is the source of this 1931-nucleotide messenger RNA. Its product is annotated as GDP-mannose 4,6-dehydratase. The transcript has 9 exons. NCBI's taxonomy places the organism in Eukaryota, Viridiplantae, Chlorophyta, Trebouxiophyceae, Coccomyxaceae. Gene Ontology annotation, molecular function: GDP-mannose 4,6-dehydratase activity. The coding region runs from base 109 to 1236 and encodes 375 amino acids. The record is from RefSeq and is a predicted model, not a curated record. Gene Ontology annotation, biological process: GDP-mannose metabolic process.
AUCUGAUCGGUUUUCGCCAUUGCUUCUGUUCUUCAGAUUUAGUUUGAGUGUGCGACAUUGGCAAAUACCAGCGACCAUAGAAGUCUGAAGGGCAGCUCACCAGUCGCGAUGCCUUCCGUCGCGUCCUCUCCUAACGGAGCCUCAGAAGCCGCGCCUGUGGAGCGCAGGGUUGCUUUGAUCACAGGAGUCACUGGUCAGGAUGGCUCGUACCUGGCAGAGCUGCUUCUCGCCAAGGGCUAUGUGGUUCACGGUCUCAAGAGGAGAGCCAGCUCUUACAACCACCCACGAUUGGAGCACAUCCUGGACCAGAAGUACCCCAACAGCGAGCGAUUCCACCUGCACUACGCCGAUCUCAUCGACUUUGGGUCUCUCUGUGCCAUCCUCAGGGACACAAAGCCACAGGAGAUCUACAACUUGGGCGCACAGAGCCACGUGCAGGUGUCCUUUCAGCUGCCGCAGUACACUGCUGAGGCCAGCGGAGUGGGGGUGAUGAACAUGUUGGAGGCAAUCCGCGCAACAGGCCUGGAGCAGACUGUCAAGUUCUACCAGGCCUCCACCUCCGAGCUCUACGGCAAGGUGCACGCGAUUCCUCAGGAUGAGGAGACCCCAUUCCACCCACGCUCACCCUACGCCGUAGCCAAGCUGUACGGAUUCUGGGCCGUCAAGAACUACCGGGAAGCGUACGACAUGUACGCAUGCAACGGCAUCCUGUUCAACCAUGAGUCGCCACGCCGCGGAGAGAUCUUUGUGACCCGCAAGAUCACCAAGGCCGUCGCAGCCAUCAAGCUCGGCAAGCAGGAGUGCCUGUACCUGGGCAACCUGGAUGCCAAGCGCGACUGGGGCCACGCGCGCGACUACGUGGAGUGCAUGUGGCUCAUGCUGCAGCAGGACACCGCCGAAGACUUCGUCAUCGCCACCGGGGAGACCACCACCGUCAGGGACUUUGCCGAGAGGGCGUUUGCGCGCGCGGGCAUGCCUAUCCGCUGGGAGGGCAAGCCGGGCCUGACCGAGACCGGCGUGGUGGCUGAGGGCGAGCUGGCCGGCAAGACCGUCGUCCGCGUCAACGCCAAAUACUUCCGCCCUGCCGAGGUGGAGCUGCUGCUGGGCGACCCGUCUAAGGCGCGCACCAAGCUGGGCUGGAACCCACAGAAGACCUCGCUGCAGCAGCUGGUCGAGGAGAUGGUCGAUGCUGACCUGGAGAUGGCAGCGGACCCCAACGCUUACCUCAAGUACUGAGUGACCCCCGCUGAGAAUCCCCGCCUGCAAUGCAGUGGCCGUGGGGCCAUGUGUGUUGGAGACUUUGCGCGGAUGUUCACAUGCUGUGUCGUUGACUUCACCUUCAGGGGCUUCUGCGAGCAGAGGCAUCAAUGAUGUCAGAAUUCAAAAGAAUAUGUUAAAGUUGGGUGUAUCUCGUUGUGGAGCAUGCAGGCCUUGUCAGCAAGCGCUGAUGCCCAUGUCACAUGACCUGUUCCGUUGAGGCGCCUGUAAUGGCCUAGUACUGCUAUCUAUUGUACGGAUACUGACUUGCCGCUCGGGUGGCUACAGCCCCUGAAAAUUUGUAGAGCUGCGUCAUGUAGCUGUUUCCAAAAAGACAGUACAGAAGCAAUUGACCGGGUAUCAGCAAUGGCCUGGCAACUGAUAACAUGUCAUAAACCAUUGAUUAAGUCAAAUCGAAGAUCCUGAUCAGCUGAAGGAGCCUGCCCGCGUUGUCAGUGUACGGAGAAGCAAUACACCUGAGCCAUGUCAACAUCCAGGUGGUCUAGACCUUGACUUUGUGAAGAUCUUGCCAUUGUGAAAGCAGACACAUAGGGAAACUGGCGAAUUGUUGAAGUGGCAUCAAGCUUUUUUUCGUGUUUUUAAUUAUGACCAUCUAUAGGUGUCAAGUAGAGCAUGCGAGACAUGCAACCUGUAAGAACAAAUAUGAUCGAUCU